This is a messenger RNA of Nymphaea colorata (pocket water lily), 1828 nucleotides long. RefSeq names its product UDP-glycosyltransferase 88B1-like. Gene Ontology annotation, molecular function: UDP-glycosyltransferase activity. The record is from RefSeq and is a predicted model, not a curated record. The transcript has a single exon. NCBI's taxonomy places the organism in Eukaryota, Viridiplantae, Streptophyta, Magnoliopsida, Nymphaeales, Nymphaeaceae. Bases 17 to 1615 code for a protein of 532 amino acids.
UUAUGAGGUAAUACUAAUGAAAAACUUGAUAAACUAUUUUUCCUUUGCUAGAAGACCCGUCCCUUCGAGUGAUCCAAGUUGCGGCCCGACGUCUUUAAGACGCCACUUUCCAACCACAUCCUCGACUGAAGCGCAUCCUACCAGAGGGAGCGAGCGAGAGAGAGGAGAGACGAUGAUGAAGGGGAGGGUGGUACUCUUUCCGACACCAGGAGCAGGGCACCUAGUCUCCAUGAUCGAGCUGGCAAAGCAGAUUCUGCAUCACACCCACAACUUAUCCAUCACCAUUCUCGUCGUCCAACCUCCCUCCUCCGCUCCUUUUGCCCCUUCCUCCGUCAUCUCCCAACACCAAGAUGCGGUGGCAGCCUCCGGCCUCGACAUCAAUUUCAUGGAGCUUCCCCAAGUUGCUCCUCCUGAAGUCGAAGGCCGGACGAGCUACCUAGCCUACAUGGACAACCAUAAGCCCGUUGUCUCCGAGGCACUCGCGGCGCUCCAGCAAACCACCAUCAUCCCUGCCUUUAUCGCCGACAUGUUCUGCAUCUCGUCGACGACUGCUUCUGUGGAGCUCGGCAUCCCCACCUUCGUCUUCUUCACAUCCGGAGCUACCACGCUUUGCCUCUUCCUUUACUUGCCGGAGAUGGAUCGAAGGUAUGAACAGGACUUCAAAGACGUGACCGAGGCAUUCGAGUUUCCCGGCUCGGUACAGCCGCUGCCUCUAUCUGCCAUGCCGAGUGUUUUGCAGACGAAGAAGGAAGAACCCUAUCAGUGGUUCAUGCGAAACGCCCAUCUGUAUUGUGGAUUGGAUGGAAUACUGGUGAACACCUUCAACGAGUUGCAGCCACGAGCUAUCGAGGCCUUCGCCGAUGGACUCUGCUGCCCUGGAGCCCGAGCCCCGCCCGUGUAUCCGGUCGGUCCAUUGCUGAGUUUGGGCGCCGAGUCCGACUCGAACGACCACGAUUGCAUCAAGUGGCUCGACCAGCAGCCCCACUCAUCCAUCCUGUUCUUGUGCUUCGGCAGCAUGGGCGCCUUCCCAACCGAGCAGAUUCACGAGAUCUCUCGCGGGUUGGAACUCAGCGGCCAGCGAUUCCUGUGGUCGAUCCGGGUUCGGCCGAGCGAGCCGGGGCCUGGCUUUGUGGGUCUCUGUGAUGCAGAUUUGGACGAGGUGCUGCCGGAUGGGUUCGUGGAGAGGACGAGAGAGCGCGGUCUGGUUUGGCCAAAGUGGGUGCCGCAGGUCGCCAUUCUCUCGCACCCAGCGGUCGGUGGAUUCGUGUCCCACUGUGGAUGGAACUCGACCCUCGAGAGCAUGUGGUUCGGCGUGCCCAUGAUCGCUUGGCCUCUGUACGCAGAACAGGGGAUGAACGCGUUUGAGUUGGUGGACGUCUUGGGAGUGGGAUUAGCGCUGAACAGAGAAGACGGCGAUGGCAGUAAUGGGAUGGUGAGAGCAGAGGAACUGGAGAGGGCGGCGAGGAGCUUGAUAGAAGGUGAAGAAGGUAGAAAGGUCAGGGAGAAGAUGAAGGAGAUGCAAGAGUUGGGGAGGAAAGCUGUAGAGGAAGGAGGGUCGUCCUACCUCAAUUUGGCGACGUUGGUCGAAAUCUGGUCUACCGGCGGCAUUCGGUAACUGCAGUUCCGGUAAUCUUUCGGACAGUAUUUUUGGGAGAGAUAUACGCGAUCUCUUCACAACCUCUUAAACGUAAUCGAUCCAGACCAUUUUUCGAAAUUGUGUUUUUAUUUUUCGAAAUUGUGUUUCGAAUUCUGGUCUACCGGCGGCAUUCGGUAACUCGCACUUUCGUUUUCGUUUCAGUAUGGUUCAUUGUGCUUAGUUUGUUGUUUU